CUGAUGUAAUGUUUAACUUCAACAUAGUCACAUGACGUUACGACAUCUCACGAUAACUGAAGAGUCUAAAUAAAGCGCACUCUUUGCAACAUUUCCUUAGUCCGCUCACAUCAUCCGUGGGACUACAAAGGUGGAUCUUAUACUUUGUUAUGUAACUUUUAAUGAUUAAGUAUUGAUUGUUACUGUCAUUACUUUGGAACUACUUUUUGCUGAAAUGGUAGAAUUUCAGGGAACAAGUCAUCAGAAUGUGGUGAAGAGGGUGGGCCACCUCCCUGUGGUGAGCUCCACCUAUGGCAUGGUGUCCAACGUGUACUCCAUCACUAAAGGCAUCCACCCUUACAUAGGGUCUGUGUGCGAGGCGGCUGAAGUGGGCAUCUGGAGGGUCACCUCGGCGGCCCUGGAAACAGCCUCACCCAUCAUCGGCAAGCUGGAACCUCAAAUUGCCAUGGCCAAUGACCUGGCCUGCAAAAGUCUGGACAAGAUUGAGCAAUCCCUACCUCUUCUUCAGCGUCCCUUUGAACAGAAUUUGUAUGUCCGGAUUGUCUCCAACGCCAAGGGAGUGGUGACCGGUGCCAAGGAUGCGGUCUCGGGCACCCUAAGCAGUGUGGUAGAGGCAGUUCAGUACAGGAUGGAGAGGACCGGGGCUGCUGUGAGUGGUGGCAUGGACUUGGCCCUCUCCACCUCUGAGGGCCUGGUAGAGCACUACCUGCCUCGCGCAGAUGAGGACGACAAUUUGGAGCUGGAGGCCAAAGCAGUGAAGGGUGCUGACAACAAGGAGCUCAGCCACUACGCUCAUUUGGCCUCCCUCUCGGCCAAGAUCCGCACGAGAGCCUCCGCCAGGGCCUUGGCUGCCAUGAGAGCUGGGAAGAGGAGAGGCCUGAAGUACAUUCCAGAUCUGAACUCGGCUGCAAACGUGGUCAUCGAAUCUCGCACGUUUGUCCUGGCACGCUCCCUUGCUGAAAGGCUGCAAACCACCUGUCUGGUUUUGGUCUCAGGCCUGCAGGGCUUCCCUGGCCACAUCCAGGAGAAGAGUCGCUCUACCAUGCGGUUUUAUGUCACUAUAGGGGCACCAGAUGUCAUUCCGACUGACUACAGAGUCCAGUUGGGCAAAAUGAAAGAGUCCGUUGAUGGUGUCAUGGAUUAUCUAAUCAAUAACACAGCGCUCAACUGGCUGGUUGGACCCUUCUACCCAUGCAUGCCUAUGGAGGUGGAGCACGUCAACAACUCCUCAGACCAGCUUGUGAAGGAGGAACCUGUGGAGGUUGAGAUGGAGCUGUUGGUAACCAAUCAGCAACACUGAGCAGACAAUGGAGCUUUUCCACUAAACAGGUCACAUUUUGAGAAAGGUUCGGACUUCGUGCUUUACUUAUUAUUUGUAAAUGAUGUCCUUCUGCUGUUUUUAGGAUUCUGUUGCAAAAUAAAUUAAUACCAUAAGUCAUAUUUUUGCCUCUUAGUUGAAUUGAAGUGAAUGCCAUAUUAUUAAAACAUCCAGUUGUCGCCGCAAAAUAGCAGUACAUCACUUCAAGGCUCAAAUGGGGCCUCCCUUCUCAGGGUUUUAGUCGGCAGAUUAAGGGAAUGUAUCAUUUAAGAAAAA
Molecule: messenger RNA, 1594 nt
Organism: Doryrhamphus excisus (bluestripe pipefish)
Lineage: Eukaryota; Metazoa; Chordata; Actinopteri; Syngnathiformes; Syngnathidae
Gene: plin2
Product: perilipin 2
Biological process (GO): positive regulation of triglyceride storage; lipid storage
Cellular component (GO): lipid droplet; cytosol
Source: RefSeq, a predicted model, not a curated record